AUGGUCGGAAUAGCCCUUCUCGGCGCAGGCAUCUUCGCCCGUGAAGAACACCUCCCGGCCAUCGAAGCCACGCCAUCGCUGACGCUCAAAGCGGUCUACUCGCGCUCGCAGCGCUCGGCCGAGGCGCUCGCGGCGGCGUGCAAAGACCCGUCCUCGGUGGCCGUCUACUACGACGAGCCGGCGACGCUGGGCAAGUCGCUCAGCGACCUGCUGGCGCGCGCCGACGUGGCCGCCGUCGACGUCGUGCUGCCCAUCCUGCGCCAGCCCGACGUGGUGCGCGCCGCGCUGCAGGCGGGCAAGCACGUGCUCAGCGAGAAGCCCGUGGCCGGGGACGUGGCGGCCGCGCGCGCGCUGAUCGGGUGGUACGAGGCGUGGGAGGGGCCCGGGCAGCAGGGAGGCGCGGGCAAGCCGCUGUGGGGGGUCGCGGAGAAUUGGCGGUUCAUGGAGUCGCUGCGGUAUGCGGCGCGGAGGGUCGGGGAGAUCGGCGGGCAGGUGGUCAGCUUUCGGUUGGUGCAGCAUGGGUUUAUGAGGGAGGAUAACAAGUAUUUCAACACGGAGUGGCGGAAAACGCCAGCUCACCAGGGAGGCUUCCUGCUUGACGCCGGCGUGCACUUCGUCGCUGGCUUGCGGUUCUUGCUUGCCGCGGCCGGCCAGAGCAUCAGGCAGCUGGCGGGCUUCACGGCGCUGCUCAACAAGCCGCUGGUUCCCGUGGACACCGUCCACGCCGCGGCGGUCACGCAGGACGGCAAGCCCGGCACCAUCACCAUGUCGUUCGGCACCGAGUUCAAGUCGGCCAUGGAGAUCGAGAUCGUGACCACGAAAGGCGCGGUCGUGUGGAGCCCGACCGAGGUGAAGACGACCGUCGGGAAGGGCGACGGGAGCGGCGACACGGUCGAGGAGAAGAAGGAGUUUCCCCGCAACUUCGGAGUCGCGGCCGAAGUUGCCGCCUUUGCGCAGGCCGUCGAAGCUGGGGAGCUCGACCGGUUGCAGUCACCGUCUGAGGCUUUCAUCGACCUCGAGAUUCUGCAAGCGCUUCUCGAGUCCGGCGCGGGCGGCGGGGUGGUCAAGACAAUUGGCGCUUGA
Molecule: messenger RNA, 1083 nt
Organism: Thermothielavioides terrestris NRRL 8126
Lineage: Eukaryota; Fungi; Ascomycota; Sordariomycetes; Sordariales; Chaetomiaceae
Exons: 3
Coding region: 1-1083 (360 amino acids)
Biological process (GO): NADPH regeneration
Cellular component (GO): cytoplasm
Molecular function (GO): nucleotide binding; oxidoreductase activity
Source: RefSeq, a predicted model, not a curated record